This is a messenger RNA of Pocillopora meandrina, 6712 nucleotides long. NCBI's taxonomy places the organism in Eukaryota, Metazoa, Cnidaria, Anthozoa, Scleractinia, Pocilloporidae. The record is from the annotation of a GenBank genome assembly.
AUGGCGGGUCGAGCCGCUGUAGGGGCGGCGGUUAGAGCAGUCAAUAAACCGAGGAAAUUUGCCGCUAGAAGAGCUGCAAUUACACUAGUAAGUCUAACAAAUAGUAGAAUAUUUCUGUUACGAUUGAAUAGUCGUCAUACGGGGCAACAGUAAGUUUACGUAACAUCAAGUUGGUUGCAUAUCUACUAGUGGCAAAUUUACGAUUUGAGAGACUUCUCGCAGUGGCCUCUCAACUAUUUUAUCACAGCUUGACUUCGUCCUAUUCCAGAAUUUAUAAAUCUACCAUUCCACUUUUAAUUUAAUGUGUUCAAUCAAACAAUUUUAGUUUAUCCCAUUUAUACACGCUGCAACACGAUCUUAUGUAAUCAAAACGUCGAAGAAGUGGAUAUUGAUUUGAAAUAUCUCUGUUUUUUUUUCAUUUUCUUUUUUUAUGAUGAACUGAAGCCUUCACUCACUUUGAUUGUUUAUGACUCAUGAUUUAUGGCUAAACUGACGAUUAAAUGACGUCACCUUAAACAGUAUUUAGCUUUUUUAGUUUUAAUCUUAAAAAACAAAUAGAUUCAAUGCUGCCUUCGGUCUGUUUUACAAAUAGAUUACACGUCGUUGUGCAUCUGUUCAGUAAUAGACCACAGAUGAUGUCAAAAUGUGGGGAUAAGUAAAGUAUUAUAUUAUUAAUAGUUACAUCAUCCUUGCAUCAUUUUUCCUCUGCUAGAUCUUAAGAACCCAUCAAAAUGAGUACCAUGUAAUCAGUAUUAUAUAAUAAGUUCAGCUAUGCACACAUUCUGAUUGGUUCUCACUUAUGAUCUAUUGGAGGACAAACAUAUAGAUGACAUCAUCAUUAAAACUUUUUUUAAUUCUUUAUUAUAUGAAACAGAUAGAUUCCAAGUUGCCAUGCGUCUGUUCAGUAAUAGAUCACAGAGGACGUCAAAAUGUGGUAUGAACAUCAGUGACACAAUCUGCUGUGCCUUGUUUGCCACUUUUUUGUUCUUACCUCAUUUUGACAUCAUCUGUGAUCUAUUACUGAACAGCUGCACGGCAACUUGGAAUCUAUUUGUUAAAUAGCUCACAGAAGUCUAUCAGUCAAGUAGACAAUUUCUUUACCCUUUAACUCCCAAGAUCUCAUUAGUAAUUCUCCUUGCUGUCUACCAUACAGUUCUUGUGAUGUAAAUUUAGAAAAUUUGGUGUUGGGUUAACUUAUAAUCCCCUAAUUGAUAUUUUUCUUUAUUCGCAUCACUUGUCUGCUUGAUAUUGUUUUGAUAUUGUAAGGAGAAAUUCUGUCUUGGUAGCUCAUGGGAGUUAAAGGGUUCACCUCCAGGAGUGAUUAACACGUAACUUCUCCCCAUAAUAUCAAUACACCAUCCAGAAAACAGAUAAUGAGGAUAUGCAAACUUAACAGGUAGAAGUUAUCUUGAUCCAGCAUCAAAUUCUCAUCACUAUUUAACAGGGAAAUGUGUAGCAGCUGGAGGUGGGGCUGAACAAUUAGAUCUUGGUAGUUUAAGUGCUAAUAAAAGUAAUGAAACUUUUAGUCCAAUUUGCUUGUAGCAAAGGCCAGGAAAAUUAUCCUACAUCAUUCUCACUCAGGGAUCAUUUGUUUUUCAGUUAACCUUUUAACCCCCAGAAGUGAUUAUCAUGUAACUUCUCCCCAUAAUAUUGAUACAUCAUCCAGAAAACAGAUAAUGAGGAUAUGCAAACUUAACAGGUAGAAGUCAUCUUGAUCCAGCAUCAAAUUCUCAUCACUAGUUAACAGGGAAAUGUGUAGCAGCUGGAGGUGGGAAUUAAGAAUUAGAUCUUGGUAGUUUAAGGGUUAAUAAAAGUAAUGAAACUUUUAGUCCAAUUUGUUCGUAGCAAAGGCCAGGAAAAUUAUCCUACACCACUCUCACUAUGGAUCAUUUGUUUUUCAGUGAACCUUUAAACGCCCAGAAGUAAUUAACAUGUAACUUCUCCCCAUAAUGUCGAUACAGCAUUCAGAAAACAGAUAAUGAGGAUAUGCAAACUUAACAGGUAGAAGUUAUCUUGAUCCAGCAUCAAAUUCUCAUCACUAGUUAACAGGGAAAUGUGUAGCAGCUGGAGGUGGGAAUGAACAAUUAGAUCUUGGUAGUUUAAAGGUUACUAAAAGUAAUGAAACUUUUAGUCCAAUUUGUUCAUCACACCACACUCAAUUAUGCAUCAUUUGUUUUUCAGACACCUGCUGCAGUACAAAAACUUAAGUCGCUGUUCACACCAGAAACUGAAAAUGUAAGACAUGCUUAUAGUCUAGUGUCAACUUUAAAAAAAUUAUGUUUUUCUAAGGUACAUGCUUACGCAAAAGUAAGUGAACUCAAUAAUUGAUAUCCUACAUAAGGUUGUCAGUCAUUGCAGAUGAGCAAAACUGUAUGCAAGAGAAAAAUGAAAUUUGGGAAAUAAAUAGGAGGAGGAAGGGAAUUGCAUGCAGAAGGCUGUGGCCCCAGACAACCAGAACUGUUGUCACCGCUUGCUUGUUAUUUUGAUUGCACCUGCUUUUUUGCUUGCCUCCACUCACUGAGAGCAUGGUACUGGCUAAAAACAUGUUAUAGUUAAUAAAUAAUCAUUAAAACUAUCCUUGGCUUUGGUCCCUAGGCAUUGAUCAAGGAAAUGUGAUCCGUAGUUUCUUGGUUAUAAGGAGCACAGUUUUUUCAAGAAAAUUCUGUCUUUGGUUGGAAAGUUAGUGCUGAAAUUGGAGUGCAUCCUAUAGCCAAGUAUUUUUGCACAACAAAAUCUUAAGAUCACAAUUUUAGCAGAGUUUACAGUUAAAAGGCAAUAAUGGGACACUAAUCGUUGAGAGAAAAAGCAGAGCUUUUUGGUCUGAGGUGUAGCGAAGAUUGCGUCAAAUUCAGUCCUAUAUUGCAAUGCAUUAAAAAGGAAUACUGCUUUUAGAACACUAAACAACUUCCAUAGAAAAGCAAACAAACGGAAAUUUGCAUAUGUUCUUAGCAGCAAGUGCUCGGUAACAUGAUAUCCAAAACAGGUCCUUCGGUCGGUAGCGUUCUGUGGACGCACACUUUGUUGUCAUACGCAGCUCACCAGAGAGCAGGACGUUGCCGGUUGCGCCAUUUUCUCACCAUGGAUUCUGAAAUGCCGUAUUCACGGGCAAUUCCACGACUGUUGUGACUGCCUCGGCUUCGGUAGCGAUUUUUAACUUUACGUUGAGGUCAAACGAUUGACGGCGAGUGCUUAGCAUAUUUGUGAUCGAACAAGAAGUUAAAGUGAAACUCUGACUGUUUACGAUGAGAACAUAUCAGUUAUUUUUGUAAGUGAGUUUUAAGUCAUUCGGUUGAUGUUAUUGGAAUGAAAUCGAAUCACUGAAUAUUUAUUAUUUAAUUUUGUAAAGAGAAGCAUGUUUCUAAGGAGGAAGGCUGAAAUAAACAAGGAUGCGUUUUGUUUCUCCUUAAAGUUGUGAAAUUUUAGCCUUGGUUUUUACGUAGCUCAUUAAAUGUGCGACUUUUUUCACUUUUAUUUACGUUAGCAAAAGAGUUCACAUGCCAGCUGUGUAGCGAUAAUCGUUCUCAGUUCUAUCACAUCCUUUUAUUAACCUUUUGGUAUGUCAUAAAACCGAAUAUUUUCACGAAAUUUUCAGUUUGGGAACUUGGCUAGACUAAGUUGCUAAGUUUGGGGUGCGUCUUAUAACCGAGUGCACUUAUAACCGAGAAAGUACGGUUAUUCUCAGAUUCUUUAAAUUUGAAGGAAAUGCAGAAACGCUACCUAUUACAUGCUUGUCAUUAAUUUUAAAUGUCUUUUUUCUUUUCCAGUCUGCUUUAAGAAUUGGUGUCAAACAAAAAGGUUGUAAUGGCCUCACUUAUACAUUGGAUUAUGCCAAUGAAAAGGGAAAGUUUGAUGAGGAGGUCAGUCAAGAUGGUAAGUUUGUUUUUGGAAAACUUGAAUCGUGUAAAGCUCAGUAAACCAUGAGCAUUAGAAACAUUUCUUGCAUGUUGUGGCUAAAGAACAAGCUAAACUAGCAAAAGUAAGCUAAAUUGUAAGCAGUUCCCUCUGACGAAGGGCUAACGCUCGAAACAUCACCAUCUAAGCCCCUAAGGUGGCCAAUUUAUGUUAUCAACAAUAGCGUGCAAAAAAAGUCGUGUCCGAUAGCUCGGGGCUAGUGGAUUUUGCGAUUGGGCCAGUGAAUUAUGUGCUUUAGGUGCCCGAAGGGCAAGUGAAGAUUUUCGGAGAAUUAAAGUUACAGAAGUACUGUAAGACAAAUGUUGUAAAUUCCUAAUAAAUUCAUGCUGACCAAAAGUAGCUCCGACGAAGUGAAAUCUGUAAUACAUAGAUUUAGCCAAGCCUAAAAGCGGAGCUCGCAUUUUUUUUCCCGCACGUCUCGAGGGCAUAACGCCUUGCCUCGGCCAGGAAUAGAACCUGGGUCGUCCGACUCGGAGCCUAGUGCACUGACCACUGGCCUACUGGACAAAGCCGUGGCGUUGGCGUGCUCGCGGUACAGUUGACUACGCAUGUUAAAAGUAGCACCUUGUACGGUCGUACGGUAGUACAAUCCAAAUUUUUUCGGCUUGGUGGGUUACUACUAUUUUGUAUAAUUAUGGGGCUACGCUCUGCGAGCUCCGCUAUAAACAAGACUAAGUAUGGCAUCACAUGUCAGACGAGACUUAUUGUGAUCUCGUGCAUAAAGUAAAAGCAAAUAUUGAAAAAAAACAUUGGAGGUAAAUGUUGCCCGUGACCAAUUCUAACUAAUUCAGAGAAAACUAUCUCUCUUAAUUUUACUUCAUAAUCAUUUGUGAGGAACGUAAACAAAAGGUUUUGAUCCUGAACUCCAGUGAAAAAUUUCUCCUGAUUUUAGCAAAUACUGGUCACGUGCGUUUCAACAUGGUAAAUUCUAAACACCGAUACCGUAGGCGUUUGUUGAUUAAAAUAUAUAGACCACAUCGUAUUGUUUUCACUUUUCACGAAAAUCUUUCAGAUGAAAAGUUGCCAGAAAUGAAACGAACAUUUUUGUUCUUUUGAAACGUAACACCUUUGGUUACUUGUAACAAGAUGAACCUCAAAUUUGCAUAAUUUUUGUUUGCAAAAUUUGUUCAUUGAUGCGUUACUCAGCACUUGCACUAAAACUUGACUUGGAAAACCGACUCCCAACCUUCAUCAGAAAAAAUGAAGUGAAUGCACAAAUUUUGAAUGAGAAGCAAACUGAUGAGAGCUAUCAAAUUUUUAUCCCCUUUAAUACUAUAAAUAUUACUUGAAUAAUGUAAGUAUCUCCCUUGUCAGCUGCUUAGAAAUGGGGAAAAUUGUGAAAUUUAGCUAGGUUCACUCCCAAGAUCUCGUUAGUACUUCUCCUUACUGUCUGUCACACAAUUUUGAGGUUACUUUGGAGAAUAUGGUAUUGGACCAAAUUAAUAAUCCCCUAAUUUAUAUUUUCAUUUAUUCUCAUCGCUUGCUAGUAUUUAUGUUGUAUUGGUACUGCAAUGAGUAAUUGUUUCUUGCUCACUCAUGAGAGAUUAAAGGUUAAGGCUCACAGAAGGGGGAAAUUGCAUUAUUAUCUCAGAUUACCAAUGUUUUUCUCAACAGGUGUAAAGAUUUAUAUUGAUUCCAGGGCACAAUUAUCACUGCUAGGAACAGAAAUGGACUAUGUAGAAGAUAAGCUUGCCAGUGAAUUUGUGUUCAAUAAUCCCAACAUUAAAGGAGUUUGUGGAUGUGGGGAAAGUUUUCACUUAUAGAAUUGCGAAAUUGGAGAAUUUGGUAAAGUCACCAGAAGCCAUCUUGUUUUAGUACCAGCUGUUCACAAUAAUGUUGGAGUAUUUGUCUUUUCCUGCCAAAAAAAGGAGGGCAUUAUCUGGUUUGAAGAAUAUUUGACACACUUUGAAGAUGUCAGUUAUAAAACUGAUAUACCGAACUACCUGACUUGCACUUAUGUUGCUUCUGCUGUUUAGUGUUAAUAUGGAUAUUUUUUGUAACUCUGAUCACCUCUCAAAAAAAUUCAGUUGAUACCACAAAAGGAAAUUUAACCAUCCAUCUGCUACUUUUGAAGAGAAGAGGGUUAAAACUUAAAUUUCAGCUACAAGCACGAGGCUGUGCAUACACCUAUACCUUUCUUAGUGAUCAACUACUGGAGACUUAGAGAAGAUUUCUAAGAAAAAAAUAGUUUGUUUAUUUAUCAACAUUACGUCUCGUGUAAGUAUUGUGGGCUGAAUACAGACAAACUUUGGUGUAAAUAAUUUGAGAAUACUACUGUAGAAGUUUUGUUCUUCUUUUUGUUCAAGAGGGUGGGGUGGAAACCCAAACUGUACUAACAGACUGAGGAGGUUUCUCUACUUUUCUAUGUGGAUGGGUGUUGCAGGCAUGCCGACAGAGGGAAUUACUUACAUCAAUCAAACCUGAAGAGCCCAUGUGAACUCAAAGUUAAAACAAAAAAUUCUUAGUUUUGCAUCUGAUUGGCUGUGUGCUGUAGGUUUUCUGGACCAGUCACACAGUGAAGUAAAGCAAAACAAAACCAGUGAACCAAACCAAACCAGUCACUAAGUACAUUUAACCCUUUCACUCCCAAGAUCUGAUUGUCAAUUCUCUCUUCUUGCUGCUAGAAAAUUCCUUGUAAAUAAGUUAUGAGAAUUUAGUGUAAUAUCAAGAUAAAAAUUUCUUCCUGAUAAGUUUUAGUAUUCUUUUAACUGUUUGCUAGAAAAUGUAUGGAUAUAAUUGGGAGAAGUUACAUGUUGGUCACUUCUGAGAGACAGAUGAUGGCAGCAAUAAACUAAAUGGG